GCAAGUGCUUUAAAAACCACAGCUAAACCACCUGAUUUAGUUUCAAUUUGGUGUUUAAUAUUUAUACAGUUGUGUGUAUUUCUAUAUCAAAAGAUACGGAAGAACAAUUUAUUUCUAUUUUUCUAACAGCUAUUUAAGAAGUCAGAAUGCCGGCGGAUCCAUCCGAAGAAGUGGCCCCUCCUCAGGUCCCAAAAACUGAGCUAGAAGAACUGCAAAUUAAUGCGCAAGGCGUAGCCGAUGAAUCCCUGGAAAGUACGCGACGUAUGCUUGCUCUGUGUGAGGAGAGCAAGGAGGCAGGGAUACGAACACUUGUAGCCCUUGAUGAUCAAGGAGAACAACUGGAUCGUAUUGAAGAAGGAAUGGAUCAAAUUAAUGCAGAUAUGAGAGAAGCAGAAAAAAAUUUAAGUGGAAUGGAAAAAUGUUGCGGCAUUUGUGUUCUCCCGUGCAAUAAAAGCCAAUCAUUCAAAGAAGAUGAUGGAACCUGGAAAGGCAAUGAUGAUGGGAAAGUUGUAAAUAAUCAACCACAAAGAGUGAUGGAUGACAGAAAUGGCAUGAUGGCGCAAGCGGGUUAUAUCGGCAGGAUAACAAAUGAUGCUAGAGAAGAUGAAAUGGAAGAAAAUAUGGGCCAGGUGAACACUAUGAUAGGCAACCUCCGUAACAUGGCAUUGGAUAUGGGUUCUGAACUUGAAAAUCAAAAUCGUCAAAUUGAUAGAAUAAACCGCAAGGGUGAAUCUAAUGAAGCGCGGAUAGCAGUUGCUAAUCAAAGGGCACAUCAACUGUUAAAGUAAAAAG
Molecule: messenger RNA, 792 nt
Organism: Drosophila erecta
Lineage: Eukaryota; Metazoa; Arthropoda; Insecta; Diptera; Drosophilidae
Gene: Snap25
Product: synaptosomal-associated protein 25
Exons: 8
Coding region: 147-788 (213 amino acids)
Biological process (GO): synaptic vesicle fusion to presynaptic active zone membrane; exocytosis; synaptic vesicle priming
Cellular component (GO): plasma membrane; SNARE complex
Molecular function (GO): syntaxin binding; SNAP receptor activity
Source: RefSeq, a predicted model, not a curated record